Molecule: messenger RNA, 3101 nt
Organism: Pelmatolapia mariae (spotted tilapia)
Lineage: Eukaryota; Metazoa; Chordata; Actinopteri; Cichliformes; Cichlidae
Product: CXADR-like membrane protein
Exons: 3
Coding region: 205-861 (218 amino acids)
Biological process (GO): T cell receptor signaling pathway; regulation of cytokine production
Cellular component (GO): external side of plasma membrane
Molecular function (GO): signaling receptor binding
Source: RefSeq, a predicted model, not a curated record
UGAAUCGCAAGUGUGUAGUUUCAACGAGCGGUAGCUAAAGGACAAAUAUUCUUAGCUUUGCUUAAACUUUAUAUUUAAUCUUUUUAUUGUUUAUUUGCUUAUUUACGACUCAAAGUCAUAGUCUUUUAUUCACUGAAAACACCAUCAGUUUAGGAUAUUUAGAACCAACUUGAUGUUGGAUCAGUAGAGCUCGAGAACACGGAAAUGUUUGCUGUAACUGCGUCACUCCGCUCAACUUUGCUGUUUGUUGGUGUCUUCAUGUUUGUAUCCGCAGACCAGAAAAACAUCACAGCUGAGUCUGGACAGAACAUCACUCUGACAUGUCGAGCUCCAAACAACAACAUCAUCUUAGGUGUAGAGUGGAGGAGAGCUGACCUGGGAGAUGAAUAUGUGCUUUCGUACAGAGACAAGCAGUUUGAUCCUGAUGGUCAGCAUCCAUCUUUUAAGAACCGGGUGGAUCUGCAGGACAAACAGAUGAAGGAUGGAGACAUGUCUUUGAUUCUGAAGAAUGUGACAACUGCUGAUAAUGGGACAUACGAGUGUCGCGUCUUCAUGAGAGAAACACGCUCAUGGAAGCUCAUCAGUAUCAUCUACCUGGUUGUUGUUCCUCCAGGUCCGACAGGAGGACACACAGAGGAUGGAGGGAAGGAGGAUGGAGACACAGAGGAUGGAUCUGUUGGACUGAUCAUCGGUCUGAUAGUUCUUGCUUUGCUUCUUGUUGCUGCUGUUGUUGGUUAUAUGUUCUACAGAAAAAGAAAAGAACAACAGAAGCAGGAUUCAUACCAGCCUCCUGAUGAACUGCAGCAUGGAAAUGGCUCAGCUAUUCACACAGAAUCAGAGAAGCCUGCAUUGCUAAAUUAAACAUAAGGAUAAUGUGUGACUGUAGAAACUAAAACGAUAACAUCCAAGUAAAAAACCAGAAGACUCCAGUGUUUCCAAAGAGUUUUUCCAGGAUGGACGACGGUUUGAUAAAUACUUGGGCUGAAAUAACAGAGCGGUGAACAUCAUGCCCGCAAUAUUUUCACUUUGCCUGAAGUAAGACUGAAAAAAAGUGAUUAUAAAACCAAGAAGAACACAAGCUGAGGUCAAGAAAAAUGUCCAAGUCAGCUGAUCGUCUCAGUGUAACAUGUUACGUUCUUUUUAUUUAGAUCUUCUUUGUAUGUGGAACUGUUUGUCCAUGUUUUCAAGAAAAGAAAAGUUACAUAUAUAUUUUAAGAUUUUCUAUUUAUUUUUCACAGAAGGUUUUCAGUUUGACUCUGUUUCUCAAAGCUCAACUUCGACUGAUGUUUAGAAAAAAUAACUGUUUGCUCCCCCUCUGUAUUAAUGAAUUCAGUGUCUUGUAUUUUAUGGAAUCAGAAUCAUUGAAUGAGUGUUAUCUUCAGGUUCAGCAGCUGUUUGUAAGAUCAAAUGGAUCCUCAUGUAUUGAUCAGGUGUUACAGUAUACUUUACGUACUAUAUGAUGGGGCUGGGUUUGUUGUUGAUGCCCUGGAGCAGAUAAACAAAUGAAACAGAGGCUGUUCCCUUUAACAGGAAACAAUAAAUUGGUGGGUGGAAAGUUGUUUUGAUGUGCUCAAACAAAUUUAAGCAAAUUUAAUGAUGUUUCUUGUGAACUAAAAUGGGAUUUUAAUGGAGAACAGAGAACAGAUUUUUCAGGGGUUUUUAAAUAAUGGAGGUGAGAUUGAAGUUGUAAUUCUAUUUCUAGAAACAAGUAAAAAUUCAAUUUUGAGAAAAAAAGGAUGAGAUAUUUCUGCCACAGCUGCUAUACUCUCUACAAAACUUUAUGUAGGUGACUUAGUGAAACAAAUUGAUCCGUCAUCUUGUGAUACAACAUGCAUCCUCUUUAUCGCACAAGGGUGUAACCAUCGAUAACCCUUUAUCUAUCUACUGCCAGCCAUUUCAUUUUAUACAAAUCUCCAUCUGACCACAUGCAUCUUUUAACACAAUCUUUUCAAAGUUCUUAUACCGAUCACCACACUGUGUUUGUGCACUAAAAAAGAGACCAGUUCCAUCCCUAUGACUAAAUCUGAUUCUGAAAUCACUAACUCAGAGGUUCUAGCAAUCGUGGCAGUUUGUCUGAAAACACAACUAUAAUCUUCACAUAUUGAAUGUAUUCUCAAAAUGAUUAAUAUUUUUUUAAUGUGAUCCAUAAUACUUCAUUAUAGGUUGGACCAAGAAAGCACUGCAUCUGCAUACAAUGGUUUUCACUUUUAUGUUUGUUGUACAUAUUCAGAGUAGUUCCUGUUGCAUGGAAACCUAAGCAAAGAGAGGAUUUGUCAGUCUCUGACCUCAUAAUCAAAUCCCUGAUUUUCACUGAUGACGUGUUCCAGGAGGCUGUCCCCCAAAAGGGACAUCUGAGCUGUUAGGACUCAGUGGAAAGAUUAUCUCUCUCUCCCCAAAAGCUUAUUCCAGAUCAUUGAGCAUGCACCAAGACUCUGUUGGCCUGGGAGCAACUGUUCCCCCAUUAACUGUCCUACUGUUAUGUUGUUUAGGAGAGUAAAGGAAACAGAACAGAAAUUACUUCUUACUCUUGAAUCUGUUUAUACAGGGAGUGCAGAAUUAUUAGGCAAAUGAGUAUUUUGUCCACAUCAUCCUCUUCAUGCAUGUUGUCUUACUCCAAGCUGUAUAGGCUCUAAAGCCUACUACCAAUUAAGCAUAUCAGGUGAUGUGCAUCUCUGUAAUGAGAAGGGGUGUGGUCUAAUGACAUCAACACCCUAUAUCAGCUGUGCAUAAUUAUUAGGCAACUUCCUUUCCUUUGGCAAAAUGGGUCAAAAGAAGGACUUGACAGGCUCAGAAAAGUCAAAAAUAGUAAGAUAUCUUGCAGAGGGAUGCAGCAGUCUUAAAAUUGCAAAGCUUCUGAAGCGUGAUCAUCGAACAAUCAAGCGUUUCAUUCAAAAUAGUCAACAGGGUCGCAAGAAGCGUGUGGAAAAACCAAGGCGCAAAAUAACUGCCCAUGAACUGAGAAAAGUCAAGCGUGCAGCUGCCAAGAUGCCACUUACCACCAGUUUGGCCAUAUUUCAGAGCUGCAACAUCACUGGAGUGCCCAAAAGCACAAGGUGUGCAAUACUCAGAGACAUGGCCAAGGUAAGAAAGGCUGAAAGACG